Messenger RNA from Acromyrmex echinatior (Panamanian leafcutter ant), 355 nucleotides. RefSeq lists its product as uncharacterized. The record is from RefSeq and is a predicted model, not a curated record. NCBI's taxonomy places the organism in Eukaryota, Metazoa, Arthropoda, Insecta, Hymenoptera, Formicidae.
AUGUACAUACGUACAAUGGAGUAUCUGUCAAACAAUAUAUUGUUUAUAUUGACUUGGAAUUUCGCGAUUUCAUCGACUACUGCACAUUACUGCGUAUGGGGUUUGUGUGAAUCAUCAGAGUAUUGCUGCGACGAAAAUGUAUGCUGCAGUUACAAAGACUAUGAUAUAUGGAUUACUAUGAUAAUCGUAGCUGGAGUUGUAAUUGGAAUGAUACUGGCUGGUACAUGUCUCUACUACAAUUUAUGUCGCAUCUAUCUUUAUCUACAACGUAGAUACUAUGGCAAUAAUUCUGUGUCAAUGCCAUCAGAAUUUGAUUCUGAUGGAAAAUCAAUAAAAAUAUCAUUUCAUGAGUAAA